AGCUGGUUAUAUGAAGGUUUUGUUUGCCAUUUGAUUCAGAAACAUCAAUGAACGCUUAUAUCCAGAAUGCUCUCAAGCUGAGAAGCAAUUUGAAUAUAGGAAUGAAGAGAUAGAGGCUUGGUAAGAAACAUCCCCAAUAGAAAUUUCAACAUAAUUUUCCACUCCUGGGCAGGGCUUUUACCUGUUGACUGAUGUUGUUGGAAUACAGAUGGAUUGUAGUGUAGGUGCAAACAUGGAAUUACGAAGAGCCUCCAGUCCUCACAGGAUGAAUAAGAAUGAUGUGGAUGCAGACAAAUCCAUGUUGCACAGCUGCUGCAUUUGUGGCAAGAGUUUUCCCUUCCAGAGCUCACUCUCACAACACAUGAGGAAGCACACAGGGGAGAAGCCCUAUAAGUGCCCUUACUGUGAUCACAGAGCUUCCCAAAAGGGCAACUUAAAGAUCCAUAUCCGGGGUCAUAGAACAGGCACAAUAAGCCAGAGGAAUGACGUGGAGACGGUGGGAGAGGCCCCACUUAAUGAGAUGAAGGUCUUCGAAGGCUUUGAUGGUUGCACCAGCCCUACCAAAAGCACCUCUGCUUGCAACAAAAUAUUGAAUGGAACAGUUCCCUCAGAGGAUAGCAAGAUCUUGCUCAGAAGCAGCAGAAAAGAGGCAUUGGCCGAUGAUGUUAAAUUAUGUACUGUUCAGUGCAACUUCUGUAAAAGCAAAUUUGAAGGGAAGAAAGAGUUGGAGCAACACAUACAUCAAGUCCACAAGCCUUUCAAAUGUAGGCUGUGUAAUUACAUGACCCUAAGACAGGAGACCCUUUUAAACCACAUAGAAAGAGAUCAUAUUACAACUCAAAUUCCAAAUGGGGAAGCCUACCCUGAGACUUGUAAGCCUGAGUCCAGUGCUGGAGAAUUCCCUUGUGAAGUCUGUGGACAAGCCUUUAGUCAAACAUGGUUCCUCAAAGCUCAUAUGAAGAAGCAUCGAGGGACAUUUGACCACGGGUGUCACAUUUGUGGCCGGAAAUUUAAAGAGCCCUGGUUCCUUAAAAACCACAUGAAAUCUCAUGGCCCAAAAUCUGGGAGUAAAAAUAAGCCAAAAAGUGAUUUAGAGCCCAUUGCCACUAUCAAUGAUGUCAUUCAAGAAGAGACAAUUGUGACUGGAUUAUCCCUCUAUGAAGUUUGUACCAAGUGUGGAAACCUGUUUACAAAUAUGGAGAGCCUAAAAGCACAUAAUUCUGUACAUUGUAAGUCUCAAGGAAUUUGCAGUGAUCCCAGAGGAGAGAGACUAAUAGAUGGAGAUUUGGAUUCAUCUAUAGCAAAACAGUUUUUCUUCCAAUAUCUGAACUUGAGGCCGUCUGUAUGGAUAGAAGGUGUUUCAAGGGGCCAGUCAGGUAAAAGAGUAGCUGAGCUGGAUCCAGUCAACAGUUACCAAGCUUGGCACUUGGCUACCAAAGGGAAAGUUGCAGAGCCUUCUGAGUAUGUUAAGUAUUUAGGAUGGGAUGAAGUUUUGGCAGAUGCUGAUGUCACGUAUGACAGGGAUAAAAGGGAAUAUAUUCUUGUUAGUCAAGAGAAACGCAAGCAAGACCAAGAUUCAUCCAACUCUUCCAGUAAUCCAAAGAAGAAGAACUGCACAGGUGGCCGUUCAGAGAAAAGCAAUAAUGCACAAGCAGGGGACAACUGCAUCCUUGGUCAAGAUGACCUAGAAUACAGACCAUCCUCCCGUCAAAGCAGAAGGGCAUCACAGAACAAGUCCACCGAGUGCUUUGAGUGUGGCAAGAUCUUCCGCACAUAUCACCAAAUGGUCCUUCAUUCCCGAGUCCACAGGAAAGAACGCCGAAGCUUCAGUGAAGGCGGUUCAGUAGUUCAGCAUGAUAGAUAUGGUUCCAAUAGUGAGGAUGGUGAUUCUGGAUCUGUGAGUGCACCAAGUACACCAAGUUCUGCUUCUGCUCAAGAAGAUUCAGUCACCUCUGGAAUAGGUGAAGAGGGUCCUGAGGAUAGUUCUGAGGAAGGAAUACAUGAGCCAUCCCCAUGUAAAAAACCAUUUCUCUGCAAUUUUUCUGCCGAAGAUGCAUCUGGGACAGCCAUACAGCUCAAUCAGGAAAGAAACAAUAGAGAAAAAAAUGCUGUGGAAUCUAAACCCGAAGUGCUAAAGGUGGCAUCUACACCACAGGACAAGAUCAAAGAACCAUUUCCAAAAUAUGUGGAUUGCAAAAUUUACCCUGAUUCAAAGAUGUCGGCAUUUCAGCAAAGUUGUGAUUUUCCUUGUUCCAGUAAGACUGCGGAUGUGAGACUGAGUUUGCAAAGCCCCUUGGAAAUUCAGCAGAAGCUCGCUAAAGAAAUCCUUGUAGAGAUGAAUGAACAUGCUGCGCUCAAUAAAGAUACAGAGGUGUCUGAAAAGACUCCAUUAGAUCUAAGUGAGAAAUCAACUAGGGCUGAUUCGAGUUUUACCUCAACCUUGCAGGCUGCUCUGAUUGUCCACCGAUGUCCUUACUGCAGUCAUAAAACUUACUAUCCAGAAGUCCUGUGGAUGCACAAAAGAAUUUGGCACAAAGUUAGUUGUAAUUCUAUGGCUCCUGCUUGGGUUCUUCAAAAUGGAUUCAAGAGUAUAAAACAUAAUUCUGUUUUUAUGGCAAGAAGUGGGCGCACUGGACCACCUCCUGUACUUGGUGGGAAAGAAUGCCAACCUUUGCCUAUAGCCAGAUUUACACGUACUCAGGUGCCGAGUGGGUUGUCAGGAUCCAAAAAUAAUAAUUGUUCUGAUAUUGCUGUAUCUCCUAAGCCCGGGGCUAUGGCAAAAGAUGCACCAUCCACUGGGGGCGGUGGUCCGCAACCAUCAGCUAUUGAUGGAUAUAGACCACCCAAACUUAACCACACUCAUGAACAAUACAGUACCCAGCAGCCCCAAUUAAAAUCAAAAUUUGAUGUGAACUCCAAAUUGAUGCAGACGGGAAACUUUAGCAGAAAUUCAACGCCUUCCCAUACAGUGAUAUCUAAACCUAGCGGACAGCCCUCCAGUAGCAGAGAAACAGAAAAGUACGUAGUCCCUCAAGUAAAUUCCGGAUCUGCUCCUUUAAUCAAGCAUUGUACUCCAGAUACAGGGAAGGCCAAAUUUUUAUCUCCAUCUCAGUACUACCCUCUGUGUAAAACUGAGCCAUGCAUUACUCAAGAACCUCCAUCAAUGCCUCAGCAAGAACAUACCGCCAAGAGGGAAAGUGAAAUGAGAGCAUUGAUCAAUUGUACUGGAGGAUCCAGAACAAGUCCUUUGAUGCAACCUCAGCCCGUUGCAGCAGGACCUCCUCCAACUGUACAUUCCACCAAACAGGAGCCAUCCCCUGAGGGGCAUGAGAAAUGUUUGGAUAUUGUAAACAUCUUAAAGACCUCCAUUCCAAAGGAUCUGGCUACUUUCUACCAAACCUGGGGUGCCAAUAGCCCCGUAAUGGACCGUGCUG
This is a messenger RNA of Thamnophis sirtalis, 3434 nucleotides long. The record is from RefSeq and is a predicted model, not a curated record. Lineage: Eukaryota; Metazoa; Chordata; Lepidosauria; Squamata; Natricidae.